This is a messenger RNA of Auanema sp. JU1783, 651 nucleotides long. Lineage: Eukaryota; Metazoa; Nematoda; Chromadorea; Rhabditida; Rhabditidae. The record is from the annotation of a GenBank genome assembly.
AUGUUGCAUCUUGAUGUUUCAUCCUACCUUUCUAUGGUAGUAGUCCUCACUAUUACAACGACUGAAUCUCGCAUACUUAAAACCCCUGCAUCUUCAUUAGCAUCGGAAGUUUCUUGGAGAUCCAGCAGGUUGCGACGAACUGUCGAAUGCUCAUCGGAUGCUGAUGAUGUAAUGAACACGGCUUUCGCCAAAAUCUUAAGUAGACAAGAGAAGGAAAGAGAUUAUUUGCAGUUUCAUCCUGAAGAACAAAUUAUAAUGGAACAACAACUAAAACACGGAAAUCAUUUAUCACCUAUGAACAAGGAAUGCUCUAUAGAAUCUCGAUCUGCCAAUGUUUUGCCUGAUCAGCCAUUACGUGAGAGAUCUUUGUGCCCAUAUCAUCACGUUCUGAACUAUAAUCCUAAGAGAAUUCCUGCCUCAAUAACUGAAGUUGUUUGUACGUGUGAUUCGAUCGGAUCUCUAUCAAUGCCAAUGAGGUGUGAGCCUAUGUACUUCCAUGUACGCGUACUUCUAUACUCGGAAGAUUGCAAGAAGUUUGUAGAAACAACUGAAAAGAUAUCUCUAGCAUGUGUUCCCGUUUUUGUGAACCAGAUUGAAGCUGGAGCACCCAUCACCGAUAUCAAAGGAGAAUCAGCCGAAGUCAAAACAUAA